This is a messenger RNA of Sinocyclocheilus anshuiensis, 1700 nucleotides long. RefSeq names its product maspardin-like. Gene Ontology annotation, cellular component: cytosol; trans-Golgi network transport vesicle. The record is from RefSeq and is a predicted model, not a curated record. The coding region runs from base 132 to 1067 and encodes 311 amino acids. NCBI's taxonomy places the organism in Eukaryota, Metazoa, Chordata, Actinopteri, Cypriniformes, Cyprinidae. The transcript is spliced from 9 exons. Gene Ontology annotation, molecular function: CD4 receptor binding.
UGAUCGUGUGCCAUCAAUCGUUUGUUGGCUGCGGAAGUUGUGGUCAUGUGAUUCAGCGAAUGGCUCCAAUGUUUUUCAAAUCUGUGGAUGAAAGUCAAUAAAAGGUGAUUUAUUUCACAAAUCAGCACGCAAUGGAGGAGAUAAGAGUAUCUCCUGACUAUAACUGGUUCAGAAGCACCGUGCCUCUGAAAAGAAUAAUCGUGGAUGAUGAUGACAGUAAAGUCUGGUCGUUGUAUGAUGCUGGGCCGAAAAGCAUCAGGUGCCCCAUCAUCUUCCUCCCGCCUGUGAGUGGCACGGCAGAGGUUUUCUUCCAGCAGGUGCUGGCUCUCUCCGGAUGGGGCUACCGCGUCAUCUCUCUCCAGUAUCCUGUCUAUUGGGAUCUGUUGGAAUUUUGUGAUGGAUUUAGGAAGCUUUUAGACCACUUACAACUGGACAAGGUGCAUUUGUUUGGUGCCUCUCUGGGAGGAUUCCUGGCUCAGAAAUUUGCUGAAGUCACGCAUAAAUCUCCCAGAGUUCAUUCUCUGAUCCUGUGCAACUCAUUUAGCGACACAUCGAUCUUCAACCAGACUUGGACAGCAAACAGUUUCUGGUUGAUGCCUGCUUUCAUGCUCAAAAAGAUUGUGCUUGGUAACUUUGCCAAAGGACCUGUGGACCCAAAAAUGGCAGAUGCAAUUGACUUUAUGGUUGACAGACUGGAAAGCCUGAACCAGAGUGAACUGGCCUCUCGACUCACGCUGAACUGCCAAAACUCCUAUGUGGAACCUCACAAGAUAAAGGAUAUUGCCGUCACUAUAAUGGAUGUUUUUGAUCAGAGUGCCCUGUCACAUGAGGCAAAGGAAGAAAUGUAUAAGCUGUACCCCAACGCUAGAAGAGCUCACCUCAAAACAGGAGGAAACUUCCCAUAUCUGUGCAGAAGUGCAGAAGUCAACCUGUACAUACAAAUACACCUGCGUCAGUUUCAUGGGACACGGUACGCCGCUAUCAGUCCAGAGAUGGUCAGUGCAGAGGAGCUGGAAGUGCAGAGGACAAAUCUGAGCAACAACCGUAAGAGUGACAAUGAAUCGUAGAGAGACCAACAGGCUUCAUACAAGCAUCUUCUGAAUGUUGACUAGAUGAAUCGGGAUCUGAAUUUAACCCGUUUCAGCUACACAACAUUCAGAGAUCACGUUCCGGUAUUCUGUUUUUCUAUGACCUUAAACUCAGUCAAAUGUGAAUGGACUUUAAAGAGCCUAUUUUUACUUUACGGAAAAUAAACAAUAUUUUGUUAAGUAUUAUGACUGUAAAUAAGUGAAAUUUAUUACAUGGUAAGAGUUUUCAUAGAAUGCCAUAUUUUGACCUGGUUGCCUUACACAAUAUAAAAUGCACGUAUUUGUUAAAUUUAGCACUUUUUACUGCUUGAACUUAAUUUUCUGCCUUUUUUACGUUGGUGUUAUUUUUUUGUUAUGUACUUGGUUUGUUUGUAUGAAUGUUGUCAAUGUUAUUAUGUCUGUUGGAGUCAUGCACUGAUAUAAACCGAAACUCGUUUCAACACAAGAUUGUAUAAAUCUCUUACCUUUUCCAAGUGACCUAUCAGGAGUCUUUGAUUUGGAAACAAAUGUAAAAGUGUCAUUAUUUACUUAAAUAAACGCCGUGUAACCGCAAAAGACAGGUAUUGAUCAUUAUUAUAGAUUUACAACAAUUUAUUACACGUUCUGCGUAUG